Messenger RNA from Raphanus sativus (radish), 1149 nucleotides. RefSeq names its product binding partner of ACD11 1-like. The record is from RefSeq and is a predicted model, not a curated record. The transcript has 5 exons. Lineage: Eukaryota; Viridiplantae; Streptophyta; Magnoliopsida; Brassicales; Brassicaceae. The coding region runs from base 177 to 956 and encodes 259 amino acids. Gene Ontology annotation, molecular function: RNA binding.
AUUUUUAAUGUAGUAACGCGCCCACACGUCGAAGGUGUGCGUGCAGUGUCAUAAAAACCAAACACACUUCUUCCUUUCUCGAAGUACGAUUCGGUUCGGUUUCUCGUGAGAAUCUGCGUUUAGAAAUCAAUCACGAUCACAAUCUCUCUUCCCCGGAACUACAAAGACCAAUAUUCAUGGCGAUAAGGUCAGUAAAAGUUGGGAAUCUCUCCUCAGGAGCAACGGAGCAUGAUAUCAAAGAGUUCUUCUCUUUCUCUGGUGAAGUUGAAACCAUUGACAUCCAAUUCAGUAACGAGCAUAGUGCUUAUGUCACAUUCAAAGAUCCUCAAGGAGCUGAGACCGCUGUGCUCUUAUCCGGUGCGAGUAUUGCCGAUCAAUCAGUCAUCAUCGAGAUGGCUCCUGACUACACUCCACCUGCUGCCCCUCAUACUGAAACACAAAGCGGUGGUGUCGGAGGCGCUGCAGAAUCAGUUGUCCAGAAGGCAGAGGAUGUAGUGAGCAGCAUGUUAGCAAAGGGUUUCAUCCUCGGGAAAGACGCGGUCGGCAAAGCAAAAGCUUUUGACGAGAAACUCGGUUUCACUUCAACAGCAACCGCAGGAGUCGCUUCCAUAGACCAAAAAAUCGGCCUAAGCCAAAAAUUCACAGCUGGUACGAGCUUGGUGAACGACAAGAUCAAAGAGGUGGACCAGAGCUUCCAGGUCACGGAGAGGACCAAGUCUGCCUUUGCCUCUGCGGAACAGACGGUGAGCAGCGCGGGAACCGCCGUGAUGAAGAACCGGUAUGUGUUGACCGGUGUGAGCUGGGCCGCAGGAGCGUUCAGCAGAGUUGCUAAAGCCGCUGGAGAGGUUAGUCAGAAAACAAAAGAAAAGGUUGAAGCUGAGCAACCGCCACCGUCACCACAACCGUCAGAGUCGUCGCAGCAGCAACCACCGGAAGGGUAUGCUCCGAUUCAUUAGUCUGAAUACUCCAAGAACUAAAUCUCAUUACACUGAAAAGGUUUCGUUUUUGUAUACUUUUUUUCUGGUUGGUUUCUUUGAUAUGAAAAAAAUGUGAACUUGGUUUUAUGUCUUUUGGAUGUAACAUAAAAUGUAUGUUUGGAUCUUCUCUAUUAUUACUAACAUAAAAGCUAAGCUGUGCAUGAAAUUAAAA